Messenger RNA from Schistocerca piceifrons (Central American locust), 627 nucleotides. RefSeq lists its product as uncharacterized. Bases 1 to 627 code for a protein of 208 amino acids. The record is from RefSeq and is a predicted model, not a curated record. NCBI's taxonomy places the organism in Eukaryota, Metazoa, Arthropoda, Insecta, Orthoptera, Acrididae. The transcript has 2 exons.
AUGGGAGGGGCAGUUACAAACAGUGAAGGCAUAGUGGCGGUGAAGUUACCAGUUGAAGGAUCGACAGUGGAGGUGGCGGUGAAGGAGGCAGCGGCAGUGGCGAAGGAACAAGUAGUGCGCGGCGUGGCGGAGCUGCCUCGCGGAAGAGGCGGGGGAGCCGGCUGCGACGGCGCCAGGGGCAUAGGUUCAUCGACGUCCGCGGGAUGCUGCCCGGAAAGGGGACCGUGCGGGCGUCGCUGGCUAGGCGGCGACAUCGGCGGCGGCGGUGCCAAGGGCAUGGGGGCAUCGUCAACGAUGGCGGAUGGUGCAGUCGGGCCGGCGGAGCAGCCGGUGGAGCCUGCAGCCGCUGUGGAGACGACGACUGUUGCUGCUGGACGGGGUCUGGCGCCCCUGCACGCCGACCAGGGGUGGAAGGGAGCACAUCCGGGCGGCCGGAAGAAGGCAGCGGAGCGGCUUGCUGAAAAGAAGAGGCGGUCGGAAAACCCUGAUACCGGCGCCGGAGUUGGUUGCGGUGCUGGCAGACCACCGCGUCGGCGAUGUGGAUGUCAAAGAGCUGACGGCCUCGCGGCCGGACGAUCACUCCGUGGAUCCAUCCGGCUCUCGGGCCGGAACCUCGAGCCCAGAUAA